Messenger RNA from Vicia villosa (hairy vetch), 1412 nucleotides. Its product is annotated as cytosolic sulfotransferase 15-like. Gene Ontology annotation, biological process: sulfation. NCBI's taxonomy places the organism in Eukaryota, Viridiplantae, Streptophyta, Magnoliopsida, Fabales, Fabaceae. The transcript has a single exon. The record is from RefSeq and is a predicted model, not a curated record. Gene Ontology annotation, molecular function: sulfotransferase activity. The coding region runs from base 67 to 1089 and encodes 340 amino acids. Gene Ontology annotation, cellular component: cytoplasm.
CUUUUAGCUAGUUAUUGCUACCAAACCAAACCUCACCUUUUGGCAUUUAUCAUCCUACCUAUCCCUAUGUCUCCAACAAAAUUUGCCAAAAUCCAUACAAUUGAUAAAAACAAAUCAAUUGAAGAACAAGACCAACUUACCCAAGAAACCAAACACAUGCUUUUGUCUCUUCCAAGAGAGAAAGGUUGGAGAACACCUCACAUAUAUCUCUUCCAAGGCUUUUGGUGUCAACCAGCUGAAAUCCAAGCCAUAAGCACUUUCCAAAAUCACUUCAAAGCCAAAGAUAGUGAUGUCUUUGUUGCAACUGUUCCAAAAUCAGGCACAACUUGGUUGAAAGCUCUUACUUUUGCCAUUAUGAAUCGCCAAAACCAUCUCAUUUCUUCCAAAAACCAUCCUUUGCUUAGUUUCAAUCCACAUGAUCUUGUUCCUUUCAUUGAAUACACUGUCUAUGGUAAACAUGAUCGAAUUCCGGAUUUGUCGAAUUUUCAUGAGCCUAGACUUUUUGGCACACAUAUUCCAUUUGCUUCAUUGUCCAACUCUAUCAAAAAAUCCAAUUGCAAGAUAGUUUAUAUAUGUAGGAACCCUCUUGACACAUUCAUCUCUUCUUGGAUGUUUGUCAACAAGAUUAAACCUCCUUCAAUGCCUACAUUGAAGUUAGAGGAAGCUUUUGAAAUGUAUUGUAAAGGACUAGUAGGGUUUGGGCCAGUUUGGAAUCACAUGUUGGGUUAUUGGAAUGAGAGCAAAGAGAGACCAAAAAAAGUACUUUUUUUGAAAUAUGAGGACUUGAAAGAAGAUGUGGUUUUUCAUUUGAAAAAAUUGGCUAAGUUUUUAGAUUGUCCUUUUACCUUGGAGGAAGAAAAAGAGGGUGUGGUUGAAAAUAUCAUAAAGUUGUGUAGCUUUGAGAAAAUGAAGGAGUUGGAGGUGAAUAAGAUAGGAACAUUUGGAAGAAACUUUGAGAAUAAGUUCUUGUUUAGGAAAGGUGAAAUUGGUGAUUGGACUAAUUAUCUUUCACCUUCAAUGGUUGAAAAAUUGUCCAAAAUCAUUGAAGAGAAGUUAGGUGGAAGUGGCUUGAAAUUUAGAGUGAAGUAAUAUUACUUCAAGUUUUAUGUGUAACUUCUAUCUAUAUGCUUUGUUGCUUUUAGCUAUUUACAUGCAACAACCAUGCAUGAAAUUCAUAAAUUAUGUUGCAAGUAUUGUUAUGGUAUUUCCAUUUCAUAUGUUUAGGUUAAUGUAAAUCUUCAUUCAAGUAUUUCCAUGUAAUAUCAAGUGUGUUUCUUUGUUGUGGCAAAUGGUUUAAUAUAUAUGUAGUUCUAUGAACAAUAAGAUCCAUCUUUUGUAGUGUGUUUUUCUCCUUUGAGUUUUCAACUACAAAGGGACCAAACACUUUCUGAUUUUCUUAUAAAACAAUUAUU